AUGGAGGCAAGGUCAAGCCACGCCUCCACCUACCUGGUAUCAGAGCGAGGUUUAAGGAGAUGCCCAUGGAAGCUUAAAGCCUUAAGGGUUAAGGCUCCUCUUCGUCCACUGUUUGAUUACUACACUAGCGCAUCGACCCAAUGGCCGACACCCUCCCUCUCUGGUCGGAUAGCCAUCGUCACUGGCGCCGCUUGCGGCAUGGGUCGUGGUGUUACCGUCCACCUUGCCUCCCUCGGCGCCUUCCUCAUUCUCGGCGACUGCUCCGACUCCCCCAAUUUAGAACAACUUGCCGCCGAGCUCAAUGCCUCCACUGAUCGCCCACCUCGCGCCAUUGCCCUCCGCGUGGACAUCUCCGACGCCGGUGCCGUCAAAUCGCUCUUCGACGCCGCAGAAUCCACCUUAGGUGGCCGCGCUCACAUCAUCGUCACCUGCGCCGCGAUCUGCGACUACGACUACCCAUUCCUGGCUGAAACCUCCGAAGAGGUCUGGGACCGCAUGUUGGCCGUCAACGCCCGAGGGAGCUUCCUUUGCUGCCGGGAGGCCGCGAAUCGGCUGGUCCGCGGCGAAGGGGGGAGGAUCGUGUGCUUCUCGUCCUCGAGGGUGGGCGCGCUACGUCCGGGUUACUCGGCGUACGUGAGUGGAGGGGAGGUAGCCGCCUUCCUUCAAUUGAUCAAGUGCCCCAUCGAUAAUAAGGUUGAAUAG
This is a messenger RNA of Zingiber officinale, 702 nucleotides long. Its product is annotated as NADPH-dependent aldehyde reductase-like protein, chloroplastic. The transcript is spliced from 4 exons. The record is from RefSeq and is a predicted model, not a curated record. Lineage: Eukaryota; Viridiplantae; Streptophyta; Magnoliopsida; Zingiberales; Zingiberaceae. The coding region runs from base 1 to 702 and encodes 233 amino acids.